Molecule: messenger RNA, 2782 nt
Organism: Solanum pennellii
Lineage: Eukaryota; Viridiplantae; Streptophyta; Magnoliopsida; Solanales; Solanaceae
Exons: 4
Coding region: 640-2616 (658 amino acids)
Cellular component (GO): cytosol
Molecular function (GO): hydroxypyruvate reductase [NAD(P)H] activity; NAD binding; glyoxylate reductase (NADPH) activity
Source: RefSeq, a predicted model, not a curated record
UGGAUUUAAAUGUCAGGUAGACUCUCCAACUUUGGGUGUGCGUUAGUACACAUUUAAACUUGUAUAAAAUUGAAAAAGUAAAUAUCACAUCCUACGUGAUAUAAUGCAUUUAGGAUGCCACACAGGAUAUACAAUUUUCAUGUAGGAUGUCACGUAAGACAAAUCCACCUAGCUAGUUGUUCAAUUUUAUAUACAAGUUCUAGUGUCUACUUGUACACACUCAAAAUUAGCUAGCGUCUACGUCUUUUAACUUUGGAUAUGCACAAAUAGGCACUUAAACUAUUCAAAAGUUAAACCAGUAAAUACACGCAUCCUAUGUGACAUUAUACAUGUAGGAUAUCAUAUAGGACACAAAACCACCACAUACGAUGUGUGUGUUUAUUUGUUCAACUUUUGGAAAGUUUAAGUGUUUACCUGUGUACAUCAAAAGUUGAAGGAUAUAGAUGCCGGCUGAAACCAAGUUAACAGACACAUUUAUUUAUUAUGCUUUUAAUUCACAUGAUUGUACAUGUUUUAGGGCCCAUCACUGAGAACCACCAGAUUGUACUAUCAAAAGAUAAGUUAGUUAUAAAGAAUCAGCAUAGUUUCAAUUCUUCCCAAUCUUGCAGACACUUAUAACUAAUCUCAUAUAGAAGAAAAAUGGAAUCUAUAGGAGUACUAAUGGCAUGUCCAAUGUCAUCAUACUUAGAACAACAACUCGAUAAUCGAUUCAACCUCAUACGUUACUGGAACUUCUCCGAUAAGAAACAAUUCAUCAACGACUACGCUCAUUCAAUACGUGCUGUUGUGGGAAACGCUGCUGCUGGUGCUGAUGCAGAGCUUAUCGAGGCGUUGCCUCAGCUAGAAAUUGUGGCUAGUUUCAGUGUUGGUUUAGAUAAGAUUGAUUUGAACAAGUGUAAAGAGAAGGGUAUUAGAGUGACUAAUACACCAGAUGUGUUAACUGAGGAUGUUGCUGAUCUUGCUAUUGGAUUAAUGUUGGCUGUGCUAAGGAGGAUUUGCGAGUCUGAUCGAUAUGUUAAGAAGGGAUUGUGGAAGGCUGGUGAUUUCGCGUUGACUUCUAAGUUUAGUGGCAAAAGAGUUGGUAUCAUAGGAUUAGGGAGGAUUGGCUUAGCAAUUGCAAAGAGAGCAGAGGCUUUUGAUUGUCCAAUCAGUUACUACGCGCGAUCAGAAAAGACAAAUACGAAUUACAAAUACUAUCCAACUGUAGUAGAACUCGCUACCAAUUGUGAGAUCCUGGUUGUGGCGUGUGCACUAACUCCUGAGACUCGUUACAUUGUCAACCGCGAAGUGAUUGAUGCAUUAGGUGCAAAAGGGAUUCUUAUCAACAUUGGAAGGGGACCUCAUGUUGAUGAAAAAGAGAUGGUAUCUUCUCUUCUUGAUGGUCGAUUAGGGGGCGCUGGCCUUGAUGUGUUUGAGAAUGAACCUGAAGUCCCUGAAAAUCUGUUCGGCCUUGAGAAUGUGGUCUUGCUGCCUCAUGUAGCUAGUGGAACAGAGGAAACACGCGAGUCGAUGGCUGACAUUGUCAUUGGUAACUUACAAGCUCACUUUCAGAACAAACCACUGUUGACUCCGGUGGUUUAUUUAUCAUCGACCUUUCUAGUAUUUCACUCGAAAAAUAAAGUGAAACCUAAAUUUAAACAUUUUACUUGCAAAAAGCUCGAGUUUAUAAUGGCGAUGGCGAAAAUAGGAGUAUUGGUGAUAUGCCCAAUGCUAUCUUACCUAGAAGAAGAGCUCGACAAGCGUUUCAAUCUGUUCAGAUUGUGGGAAGCUUCUUCGAAGUCUGAGUUUUUGACUCAGAACAGUGACUCAAUCCGAGCUGUUGUGGGUAGCGCAUUUUUUGGUGCUGAUUCAGAGCUCAUUGAUGCAUUACCAAACUUGGAAAUUGUAUCAUCUUUUUGUGUGGGUUUGGAUAAGAUUGAUUUGGUUAAGUGUAAAGAGAGAGGAAUUAGAGUUACUAAUACUCCUGAUGUGCUCACUGAUGAUGUAGCUGAUGCAGCUAUUGGACUGAUAUUAGCAACUUUGAGGAGAAUUUGUGUUGCUGAUGGGUUUGUUAGACGUGGGUUAUGGAAAAAUGGCGAUUUCGAAUUGACAUCGAAGUUCAGUGGUAAAUCAGUUGGCAUAAUUGGAUUGGGCAGAAUUGGUUCAGCAAUAGCAAAGAGAGCUGAAGCUUUUGGAUGCCCCAUUAGCUACCACUCCAGAUCCAAGAAACCAAACUUCAAUUACAAAUACUACUCUACUGUGGUCGAUUUGGCUGCAAACUCUGAAAUCCUUGUUGUUGCAUGCGCUUUGACUGAAGAAACUCGAAACAUAGUCAAUCGCAUAGUGCUUGAUGCAUUAGGUCCAAAGGGCAUCAUAAUCAACAUAGGACGAGGUGCACAUGUAGAUGAAUCUGAACUUGUAGCUGCACUGAUUGAAGGUCGUAUUGGUGGAGCUGGUCUUGAUGUUUAUCAGAGAGAACCAGAGGUUCCUGAACAAUUGUUUGGACUUGAGAAUGUUGUUCUAUUGUCUCAUGUUGCAAGUGAUACAGUAGAAACUUGCACAGCCAUGGCAGAUCUUGUUAUUGCAAACUUGGAAGCUCAUUUUCUUCACAAACCAUUGUUGACUCCUGUGCUCUAAACAUGUUCAUUCAUCAGUGCUUGCUGGGCAAUCAGCAACAAUUCUUUGAACUCAUUGAACAUUUCCAAUAUUCUGGAAUUGUAAUCUUUUUUCUUUGAUGAUGAUAUCAAAUUGUGCAUUUGACUAUUCAAAACCAAAACCUUGAAGAAUGAGUUUUAUUCUGCUA